Drosophila kikkawai is the source of this 10189-nucleotide messenger RNA. It is a transcript of the gene unc80, whose product is annotated as unc80, NALCN channel complex subunit. The record is from RefSeq and is a predicted model, not a curated record. Gene Ontology annotation, molecular function: monoatomic cation channel activity. Gene Ontology annotation, biological process: monoatomic cation homeostasis. Lineage: Eukaryota; Metazoa; Arthropoda; Insecta; Diptera; Drosophilidae. Gene Ontology annotation, cellular component: axon; cation channel complex.
UAAACGUUAUCGAAACUGGCCAAGCGCAAAUCAAGCUGGCCACCAUGGUGACCAAUGCCGCCGCAACGGGGGCAGCUGCAGGAGCAGCAGCAACAAGCACCACCACCGCCACAAACAACAACAACCUGCAGACGAACAACAACAGUCAUGCGGCGAACAACAACAACGAUGACUUUGACUUUGACCAGGACAACGGACUGCAGGACCUGGGCUUGCCAGUGUCCGUGCAGACUUUCCUUUGGCGCCAAAUAGCCCCCUUCAUCCGGCCCAAGCUGGGCAAGCUGCACGAGUCUACCUGUCUGUUUUGUCAACAUGCACCGGGACACCAUGAAUCGAAGGAAGCCUGCAAGUCCUUCGAAAAAGUUUUGGUUCAAAACAUCCAGUUUGGUCUCUCGCCGCCGCUUACCAAGGCUCUGGGUGCCAUUCCCCGAUGGCGCCUACUCCAAGGAGCCCUACCACAUGUUAUGCAUGCCUGUGCUGCCCUGCUUCAUAACCGCGUCAAGGAUAUGCAGGCCAUUGGACCUGUGGAAACCAAGCUGCUCUACACCAUGCAGUGGAUCCUACUGUAUGCCGCCGAGGAAUGCGCCGAUGAUGAAGGCGGCGAGGAUCUGGGACUGGGCGAAACGGCUGAGCCCAAAUCCAAGUCCAUAGAUCAGUACUUGUUUUCGGUGCCAACGAUUACGCUCUUUGUGUACCUCUUUGCACCCAUCAUACAUCAUCUAAAGGAGUCGGAUUUUCAGAACUUUCGUCUGGAGAAUGGCAUUAAGCUCUGGCAGGGUAUGUGGGACAACCGUGCACCGGGAGCGCCUUGCUUUACGGCUUCGGUAAAGCCCAAGGCCCGGAACCUGUUGUGUGCUCCCACUCCAAAGGGAUCUACGGAUGUGUUUCCCGCCCGUAAGCACUCCCUUAGCGCAGAUGCCAUGUCCCCCAAAGCGGACUCGCCGCAGAGCGGCAUUUCUGAUUACGGCAGGCAGGAUGAGGAGGGUUCCUGGGUAUCCUCACCCAAGGAGUUUGCCUUUCCCGAAACCAUACCAGAGGAGGCUUCCAGCGUGGAGGAUGAACGCGUUGUCAUAUUUAGACUGCCUUCGGCGCCACAACUAAUGGAUAACUCUUUCUUUACGGCCGAUGCCAGUCUGCUCCAGCAACAGCAGUCCCAGAGUCGUCGCGGCAGUCGCCAGUCUAUGAACUCCCGCGACAAGGACAAGGUGCCUUCCACCAAGUUCGAGUUCGAUCAGCAGGAGCUGAUGCGCGGCGCCUCGAUGAAGGAGAAGCGUAGUGCCUCCAUCGAAAAAGAGACCGACUCGGACAAGUCAGACAGCAUCAAGGCGGAUGUAUCUGCGGCCACCUUCCUCGAUGUGGCGGUGCUUCGUUGCCUCUUCAUCUCCCACUGGCAGGAGGAGGGAAUCUUUUGGAGCCUACAGUACCUGUACAAUCGUCUCAGCGACAUUGGGGAAGAGGCAGCCAUCACCUUGAACCAGCCUCGCAAGCGAUCAAACUCCUUGCCCAUACCCCAAAUAGAGAUAUCACUCUACCAAGGACCCGGCAGCAAUAGUCGCGACAGUCCAGGGAGCUCUGUGGUCAAGGACUACAUCGAGAUACCCGAGCCAUCGCCCACGGUGACUGCCUGUGUUGUGGAGGAACCCCAAAGCGCACCGAGCACCAGUGAAAGGCGUGGCAGCGAGAAGAAGAAACGGGUCAAAAUGGCGGAUCUGCGGGCCUUCGUGGAGACCAAAAUGUUCUCAAAGUCGGAGAAGAAUUUGGAAAAAGUAGGGCUAGAUACAAACUCUGCCAAUGGCAAGACACCAACACCACUGCAACAUGCAGAGUACCACCGCAGCCUGGACACUGGUGAAAAGAAGCUAUCGCGUUCGGCUUCCAUGAUCAGCCGAGAGCCGGCCAGCAACUUGAUCAAGGGAAAAUCCAUGCCCAGCCUCAGCUGUCUGCUUGAUAGCGGAUACGUAGAGCCACCCAGGGCGCCGAGGCCAUCGCAGGCCACCUGUCCGCGCUCCACGGCGUUUUACCCGCGAAAUCCCAUCAUUACCGUCACAGAGCACACGCCCACACCCUCGCCAGACUACAUUAAGCGACAGGGAUCCAUUGACUCCCAGCUGGAUGCCCUAAGUAAUGGCGGAAGCAUUGCCGGCGGCAAUGGAGGAGGCAAUGGCAGCACCGGCAUGGGCAGCACGACCACCCGUUACCGUGGCCAAAUGCUGCGCUCCCACACGGACUCCCAUAUCGAUUAUACAGGCGUGGACGAGUCCGAGGCGCCUGGCUCGUCCUUCUACAUUACCCGCGAUGGCGGCAUUGACUACGAGAUAAUCCUGCUGGCCAUCAGCAAUGUGUUCAAGCGGGACCCGGCCCAAGUGUGUUCGCUUCGUGUCUUGGAGGCGGGACUAAACAUAUGCGAGCUCCUGAUCGAAAUGGGUGUCCUCAAGUUGGGUGAACAUGCCCACGAGAUAUCCAUGAGCAUAACUAGGCGAGCUCUGCAGGUCCUGGGUUGUCCACACGGCUGCAAUGACGGUGUUCGAGGUCCUCCCGCUGACUUCCUGCGCAACCAGUGCCAGAAGAUCCUGUCCCGAAUGCUGCGACAGGCCGGCCAGCGGACCAAGCGAUACAUGCAGGAGAUGGUCCGAACGUCACCGCUGCCAGAGCUCAUCGACUACUUUCACGCCUUCCUGGCCUUCUGCGUGGACCCCAGCUCGCUGCUGUCGCCCCUGAGUCAGGGCGGCUAUUCGACCAAUUUUAGCGGCGGCAUGAGUGGCGGCGCCGAGGCUCAAGUGGUUGGGGCAGUCUUCAAGCCCCUGGUCAGUCGCUUUGUGGAGGCCAGCAAGGACCUGAAGGGCCCCGAGAACAUAGCCCUUUACGGCGACAUCCGGCAGCUGGUUACCUAUGUCAAGGGCGCCCAUGGCGGACCCUUCCGUCUGGUGGCCCUCAGCGGCAUCCUGGCUGUGACCCCAAGGCCCCACAAGAAGGGACCGACCUCGCAGACCACGCGAGUAAUCAGACACAUUCCCCAGGCCAAUGUCCCGCAGAGUUCGCAGAACGACGACAAUCGCUCCCAGCGUCGCCUGCUGCUAAAGAAGCGCAGCACCUCGUCCGCCUGCGCCAGCCUGCUGGAGACGGAGGCGUGCGAGGAGCACUACAAGACCAGCCAAUCACCGCUGAGCAACUUCCGGAGGCGCACAACCGGCGUAAGGCCCACGCUGACACCGCGACAUAGCGAGAGAGCCCUGCUCUCCGAUUCCACGUCCAGCUCCGAACGCAAUUCGCUGGGACGGCUCAGCGGCUUGGUGCGCUGGUUCCGCGGCACGCCCAAGGAGGCAUCGUCCAUUGACCUGGAGAUCGGGUCCCUCAACCCGGAGAUCUCCUCCACAUUCAUGCGGCACGCCUCGCUAAAGAUCCAGCGCGGCCGGUCGAGCGAUGGCAUUGGGCGGUCCAUUCAGCGUGCCAAGCGACGCGUCGAGCGGCGGCUGAACCGUUUCGGUGGCAUUGUGAAGGGCAAAAAGAAGGUUGGUGGCAUCGAGGAAACGGCCGACUUCAGCCGGCGCAGCUCCUCGGACAUGUGCGACGGGCCACGCGAAUCGGAGGUUGUCAUCCUCAAGGAACGGAAGCUGGUGCCCACAGAGCCGGUGCGGGUGGGCAUGCUACGGCUCUCCUUCCUGCUGGAGACCUGUGCCCCUGGCUCCUUUCCGGAUCCCCAACUGGUGGCUGCCGUUCUGGAUCUGCCCCAAGCUCCUCUUGUGGCCCGGGCCACUUUUCUGCUGGAGUGCGCCCACUUCGUUCAUUUGUGCAACAAGGGUCAGUGGCCCGCCUGGAUGAAGCAGAACGUGGGCAGCUACCGGACCUCCGGGGCCAACAUCAACAUUAACCAGAUGAAGCAUCAGGUGAGCCAAACGAGCGCCAGACGCACUCACAUCCUGCAACGAGCUGCCGGGAAGAUGUUCCACCAGUGGGCGGAAAUGGUGGGUGCCCGUCUGGAGGAGAUCCUGUUCACCGAACGUCUGCAGUACGAGGCGGUAAAUGCUAGCCUCACCGAUCCCGAGAAGCAGCGCGAGCUGCUGCAGCAGGACGAGGAGGAGGAUUUCCUAGACGAGACAUCGGUCAAUCCGCAUGGCAACGAUUGCCCGCACUCCCUGAAGCUGAUUGCCUGCGUCCUGCUCUUUGAGAUCACCGCAUUCUUGAGGGACACGUACCUGAUGCUUCCCAAGACAUCCAAGCUAAUCCACCGGGACAAGCCGGCGCCGUGGGAGAAGGUUUACCGCGAAGCCAAUCGUCGUUGGUCAAUGGCCCUGAGUUCUAUGGGUCAUUCACAGACCUCGGCUCAGAGUCUGCAGUCGAUAGCAGCGGGCAACGAUGUUGCUGGUCAGUCAGAGCGAAAGAUAUCCUUUGUCCUCCACGAACCGGAUAAUGAGUCCGAGAACAGCAGCAACACAACGCUGACAAAGGAGGGAGGCGAAGAGGCUCGUCGUCCCACAGCCUCUGCUGUUCGUCCAUUCUUGUUAAGACGCGGCACUGCCACCACCACAGGCGGAUCUUUCAAGCGUCGCUCUCUGAAGCUUCGUCGCAAUACCAAGGACAGCAAGGAUAUAGAAACAGAUUUUAACAUGCAAUCGCGACGAAAGGUUUCGUCUCUAUCAGAUCGCAGCGACACCUCGGAGCAGGGCAUGAUUAGUGGAGGCGAGGAGUCACCGGGAAUCCUUAGUGACGAUCAGCAACCAGAAUCGCCCACUGACUCAAACGAAAACGAUGACACGGCCAAGAAUAUGCCCUGGCUGAAGGCAGUCAUCGACAUGAUGUCCAGCUACAACUACUACUGCACCCACAAAGGAUACUGCCAUCCUUUCUGCUAUAAGCGUCACAUGCGCUCCUGCACCCGGCUAGUUAAGGCCACACGGAAGGUCUAUGGCGAGGAAUUUGGGUUUACCUUCGAUGCCGAUCAUCCCAAUGUCGAGCCAACGGUAAUCAGCUCCAGCAAACCCCACACUUCAAGAUCCCGCUCCACGCGGAAAGUAUCAGAGCAGAGCUCCACCCAGACUUCUCCUUCCAAGCGCAAGGAUAGUUUGUCACGCAAGGAUCGCAUAAGUGAUGACCCUGACCUGGAAAUGGCUGAGAAACUGGCCAAAGCCUUCCGCCAGGAGAAGGAAAAGAAGCUGCAGGAGGAGCCACCAAUUCUCAAGUUUAUUCGCAUCCAUAUUCGCAAUCUGUUUCACUUUCCGCUGGCCACCUUGCUCAAGGGCGCCGUUGUGCUUACCGAGGAGAUGGUCAUCGAGGCUAUGCCAGCUGCAUGGGAGCUCCUGCUGGAGACGAACCAUGAUACGGCCACUUCCAGCGCCGCUGUCUUUUUGAUGGGCUCCGUAAAGGCCCAAAACUUUGCCUUCGAUAUCAUGCAGAGGGCCCUAAAGCACAAGGAUCCGGACAUAAGGAUUGGGGCCAUCCAGCGGUAUUUGGUGCUCUGGAAGUGCCGCUUCCACGUCUGGCCGCGAAUGGAGGAGAACGCCCACGACGUUACGUUUAAGGUGCCGCCAGGCGGCAUUGAAUUCACUCUACCCUCACCCAAGAUUGGUAUCGAAAGUCUUCCUGUGGUGGAUCCGCCGUGGAUGCCAGUUCAACAAACGAAGGACAUGGACGUCACACUGAACCAAGAUAGACAUCGAUCCCUGGUCACCGCCACCAAGAGCCGUAAGAUGCAACAGACGGAGGCCAUCCGGAACGCUCUGCGCCAGCAGCGGGACAAGCAGAGGGCGGAGCGGCACAGCUUCCUUAUUACCAUGAUACCCAUUAGCCAGCAGGCCUCUCACGAGCCAGGUAUGGAGAAGCUGGAGGACCACGAGAUCGAAGAGGAUCUGGACGGAACCCGCAUGUCCUCGCACCUGCACCACUCCCACUCGCUGUUCCCCUCCGUGCUCUGCUCGUCCGUGAUGCAGAUCGUUGGCUGCCUGGAUGACGCCGCCAUCGGUUCAGACGGCAAUGCGGUGUACGAGAUCGCCUACCAGGUGAUCUGGGUGUGUCUGGUCGAGGAGUCCGCUCUGUUCCUGCGCUACGUGUUCGAGCGUUUGACUCGCGACCGACAGGAUCAAAUGUUUAAGCUGCUGCGCCACCUCAUCCGAUUCGUGCCCCGUCUGCCGCAGCAGGCGGCCUUUGCUCUCUACAACUCGAUCAUUGGGUACAUCAUGUUCUAUGUGAGAUCUUCCAAUGAGCUCAAACAAGAGCUUGUGGGGUCUGCCCUUUCGGUUCUGUGGAUGGUGGUGCACUCAGUGCACGGCAUCAUGUUCAAGGACUUGAAACAGAUCCUUCGAAAGGAGCAGUGCGAUGCCUCCAUCCUGCUAACGGCCAAUGUGCCUGCAGCCAAGAAGAUCGUGGUGCACGGACCGGCUGAUGACGACUACAACAUACCCUCGCAAUUUCCCGUGCAGGAGGACACACUCUUCUGUCAGCUGCUGAAGGAGGCCCUGGAUUACUAUCCCAUAGAUGAGAAGAACACCAGUCACUACUGCCUGGUGGACUACAAGAGCAGUAAAAUUCUCAAUCCGAAUUGGUACAUUCGCGAUCUGUACUUCUUCAAACGCUCCCAGUACCCGGAGGUGCGUCUCAUGCUGAUGCGUCCGGAAGAGUCCUUCCUGGCCCUGCAGAAGCAGGAGCUAACCAAGAAAUUUGUCGAGAUUGGAAAAGUUCAUCUGACCUGGGCGAUCCUCAAGAACGUCGACAUGGUAGUGCAGCGGGUGGUGUUUCUGCACGAAGAGCUGAUGAAGCUGCCCUCGUUUCCGCGCAAGGCUCUCGAAGUGGAUCUGGAUCUGCACCAUGGCGGCGAGUACGGAAAGGUGCUGCUCGGGUUGGACGUCCUGCACAAGUUCAUGUGGGUGCGACUGAUCGCCCGCAUGUUCGAGGCCAUGGCUGGUAAUUUCGCCUACUCCGCAGACAUCCAACUCUUCCUGAACGUCCUUUCCGGCGCCUCCAUUCUGCACGCCGAAGAUUCCUGCAUCAUGCGCUAUGUGAUGGCCACCUUCAUCAACGCCGCCUUCAACUUUAAGAACAUCUUCUCCACGAACGGUUACUUUAUGAUUAUGCCCACGCUGCUACAGGUCUACUCCCUGCAUCAGACCAACAAGCUGAUCACCACCACCAUUGAGUACGCGGUCAAGCAGUUCUAUCUGCUCAACCGGAAGCCCUUCAUCCUGCAGAUGUUCGGCUCCGUUUCCGCCAUUCUGGACACCGACGAAGACGGCACCUAUGGAGAGGCCCACAAGGUGCAGUCCAGCUGUCUCUUCAAUCUCCUGCUAAGUUUGGAGGACCCCUCGCCGGAUCCGCUAAACAUUGCGGAAUUGGUCAAGGAGCCAAAGCCUCUCAAGGCCAUUGACUUUUGCUAUCACGACGAGGACGACGACGUGACCGUGCUGGACUGCAUCACACUCUGCGUAAUGGUGGUUUCCUACUCCGCGGAGAGCACCCGAGGAUACCAGAUGCUGAUUAUUUUGGAGGCCAUUCUGCCGUGCUACUUGCAGCAGAUCCAAUCGCCCAGCUACAUUCCGCUGCAGGGAAAGUCCGAGCGCGACAUUAUCCUCCAGCUCGCAGUGGCAAUUCGCACCAUGGUGCACAACUGCGAGGGCCUGGCCAAGAGCUACAACGGACCGUAUCGGAACAGUCCAGAGCACAAGGGCUCCUCGCAGCGCAACUGCAGUCGCGGCCCGCCCUGUUCGCCUGGCCUGGACUUUGAGGAGGAGUCACACCCCAAGUACUUGACGGAUGCACGCACUAAGAACAUGAUGGACUCUGCCGAGGAUUCGGAAAUGAUUCGCACUGAGUACCGGAGACCCCGAGACGUACUGCUCUCCGUGGUGGCGGAUUUCCUCACAAAAUCCACGGCUCGACUGGCGGAGCUGGCCAAGAAGAUGCCCAGUGACACCAAGCCAACCGAGGUCCUGGACGCUAAAUGCCACAUCCGCCUGGCGGAUAUUGCGCACUCGCUUCUGAAGGUGUCGCCUUACGACCCUGAGUCCAUGGCGUGCCGGGGUUUGCAGCGCUAUAUGCAGGCUGUUCUGCCACGGGCAGAGUGGUCUAACGACACUCUUCGCAACGCCUUGGUCACCAUUCUGCGGCGCAUCGACAAGGUGUUCCUUAAGAUUUCAAAAAAACCCUCAAUUCGGCGCAACACCGACUGGGAGGCGGCCGCCGGCCUACUGAAGGGCAUCCACGAGACAAUAAUCCGGCACUCAUACGUCCUCCACUGGCAGCAAAUGAAGGUCCUUAUCAGCACUGUGCAAAAUCUGAUCGUCAAUGAGCCCGGAUCCGGCAUUCCCGAGGGUGUCUCCAGCGCAGGGGCGGCCCUCAUGUCUCAGAAUCCACCGGCCUUUUUCUGCUCAGCCGUGGUGCGCCUGGUGGCCCUCCAAGUGGUCAGCCCCGUGGACUGCUUCUCCCUCGUCCACAUUUGCGGGGGCAGCGCAGAGUUUGCCACGCAGGAAAAGGCCGAAGGCUUUCUAAUGCAUCUGAUCAUGCCGCUGUGUCUGAAGGUCUGCUCGGGACGCGGUGUAUCCGACGUGGGUGAGCUCAAAAUGACGGACGUGACCUUUUUGCUGACCGCCGUUCUCAACGCAAUGAGCCCGCCGGCAGGUCGCACCGGUCAGGCUGUGUCGCAGAUUAACCGUGUCACCGGGGACCUCCGUGCCGGGUCCCUCACUUUCACGGGCAGUCGGGACGCCAAGCGUCCGGCUCGCAUCUCCGGUUCCCUCUAUCAGGCCGCCUUUCUGGCCCUACGCAUCGUUUGCAUCUGCUUCGAGAAUCGGCUGUCCAACGAGUGGCCACGCAUCGUCCGGGUGAUGAGGGAUUUGGGCAGGCGGAAUGAAGCUGCUCCAGACUUGUGGAGCUUCAUGGAGUUUGUGGUCACCCACCGAACGCCCCUCUAUAUUGUCCUGCUGCCCUUCAUUUUGCACAAGAUCUCGCAGCCACCCAUUGGAGACCACGAACGGCACAUGCAGUUCAUCAUCAGGGAGAGACUUCGCGGAACGCCGCCUCAGGGCGGAAUCAAGUCGAAGGGAGCCCUGCUGCUGGAGUUGGCCCGGGAGCUGCGCGACCUGCGCGACGAGCUGGAGGAGAAGCGAUACGUCUCCACAGAUCGCGAGAGCUCCGAGCAGAAGAAGAGCGACACCCCGGCGGCAACCAGUGCGGCAGACGCUCACAAGUCGCAGCAAAGACCUUCACUCAUAUCUAUAUUCACAGGGACCACCACCGGCCAGGCCACCCACUCGCACGUCUCCGCCGUGCCGAUCGACUCGCGCAGCGGAUCGGGGGGCAUCUGCACACCCAGCGACACGCUGUCGCAGCAGACGCUGCACCCGCCGCGGGAGUCGUUGUCGAGCAGCUCCACGGGCCGCGAUCCGCACACGACGACCAGCGAGAGCCAGAGCGGCGAGGCGGACGCAGGCUCGGCGCCGACGCUGGUGGGGCCCACGCCUAGCGGAUCGGGUCACGGCUCCGGCUCCGGUUGCGGCACCGCCUCUGCCGUGCCCUCGCACCUCUCGCACUCGCAGUCGCUCCAGCAGGCUCCCUUCAAGGCGCAGCCCCCGAAACUGCGCUUCGUCUCGUCCGUGGAGUUCCGGCACUCCUCCGGAGAGACCUCAACCACGCCGCUAUCGCCGGAAAGUCCGGCCGAGGACAGCUCCGGGGAUCACACCCGCUCACGUCUACAGCGCUCGAAGGCAGCCAGCCGGAAGACCUUCCGGCUAAAGCGCAGCCGUCUAACGCCCAUGGAACCACCCAGCAUUGUCACCUCGCACUCCCAGGAGGAGCAGCCACAGCCGCCCCAGCCCAAAACACUCGGCGAGAUAUCCUGGGACUCCGUUUCGCAGACAUCCUCGACGUCGGGCUAUCGGGAUAACAACAGCUUGCAGACGGGCCUGCUCUCACCGGACGGAUCCCUGGGAGGACUGACCCUGGGCCGGUCGCCCUCGCAGCACUCGCUCCUCAUGGUGUUCGAGGGCCAGGACGAGGACACGCUCAUUUAACAAUCACAGAACGGCGACCGCGCCUACGAACUCUAGAGGCAAGAACUCUAGAAAGAUUGACUAGUUAACAGGAAUUUGGAAUGACGGUAGUAAUUGGAUGUUACGUUUUAUAGACAAGUAGUUGUUUUCCAUUGUGUGCCCAUUUUGUAUUCGAUAGGUAAAACUAGAAACUAAUAAACGAACUUGGUAGCCGU